CCGCCCUGCCUGGGGCUCCUCUACCAUCUAUUUACAUGACAUAGUACAGAAAAAAUCGAUAAGAAGGCAAUAUAUUGUCGGGAUUAGCAUUACUUGUUAAAAUGAAGGUUCCAGAGGAGGAAUUAAUGAGUGAUAUUUUGAAGCGCUUGACGGGAGAGUCAGCACUGCCUGUUUACAACAACAUCGAAAAGUUUAAACGAGGGAAGGACGGAUUAUAUUUCGUCAAUGAAGACUUCAGUGAAACUGUGAAAAAAAGAGAGCUGGUCAACGCCAAGGAACGACUGAGAAUCAGGAACUUGAACACCAUGUUCUCUCGCUUGAAGCGCAUGGUGCCACUUAUGCGACCAGACCGGAAACCCAGUAAAGUGGACACCCUUAAAGCUGCAACAGAAUACAUUCGAUUGCUUGUUGCAGUUUUGCAAGACACUGACAAUGAUGAUGGCAGUGGGACUGAUUUCCUAAAGAAUGCAAUCACUUUUGGUCAGAGUGACGGCUUUGGCAGUGAUCUAUGGAGAGUGGAUGAUUUGCUGAACAUGUCAGAGGAGCGCAUGGAAGAUGGAUUCACCAUGCCCCCAGAUUCAGGAACAGAGGACGGAGAUAUGACCAGGCUGGUGUUGCAACAUUGCAUGAUGCCUGCAUACCAGUUCAUCAUCCAAGUAGCACCUGAUCAGCCUUCAAUGUCUCAACCCUGCUGAGUGGUGUUUAAAGCAGAUUGCUUGGACCAAUAUUUGGAAACCUGCCAGGUGUCGUUGCUUUGAAGAAAGGAUUCUUCUUGAAGAAAAUGCAAUUUUAUUUGUCUUAUUUAAUUUUACUUUUGAAAUGUAGCCGACAUUUUGUUUGAGUACAUAUAAAUGUGUUUUUAUUUUUAAUUUACAAACUGUAUCCUUGGCAGCCCAUAAAUAAAAUUGACAAGAGAG
Molecule: messenger RNA, 917 nt
Organism: Thunnus maccoyii (southern bluefin tuna)
Lineage: Eukaryota; Metazoa; Chordata; Actinopteri; Scombriformes; Scombridae
Gene: figla
Product: folliculogenesis specific bHLH transcription factor
Exons: 6
Coding region: 102-695 (197 amino acids)
Biological process (GO): regulation of transcription by RNA polymerase II; developmental process
Molecular function (GO): DNA-binding transcription factor activity, RNA polymerase II-specific; RNA polymerase II transcription regulatory region sequence-specific DNA binding; protein dimerization activity
Source: RefSeq, a predicted model, not a curated record